Xiphias gladius (swordfish) is the source of this 2038-nucleotide messenger RNA. It is a transcript of the gene ubl7b, whose product is annotated as ubiquitin-like 7b (bone marrow stromal cell-derived). Bases 424 to 1563 code for a protein of 379 amino acids. The transcript is spliced from 11 exons. Gene Ontology annotation, cellular component: cytosol. Gene Ontology annotation, molecular function: polyubiquitin modification-dependent protein binding. The record is from RefSeq and is a predicted model, not a curated record. Gene Ontology annotation, biological process: ubiquitin-dependent protein catabolic process. Lineage: Eukaryota; Metazoa; Chordata; Actinopteri; Istiophoriformes; Xiphiidae.
CCGUCUGGAUUCACAUUUGCCCAAAACAUUACACAGCAUUGAAAAAUCCCGAAUAUGCAGCAGGAAAAUCAAUUGGGAACAAGGUGGUUACGAGUGCACGGGGAAAACAGGAGGUAGACAUUUUACUCUUAAAAACAAAAGAAGAGUACGGGCACAGUGUAGUGAUUUGUUCAUUUAUACGGUCAUGUUUAGGCAGACGUUUAAAUUGACCAAAUCGUGUUUUUUCUUUGUCUCGAGGAGCUCGCGCGCGCGCGAGAGAGAGCAAAAUAAAGACUUUUAGUUAGCCAGUGGUUAAAGAUACAGUGAGGAAUAGAGUAGUUAAUUCUCCUAUGUUUGGACAGUGGACGUAAACGCAACGUAGAUCACGUGACUAGAACCUGGAAGUGAGAGAGAGAGAGAGUGAGUGUCAAUAAAAGGGUAUAGAUGGCUUCCUCAGAGUGGCACCUGUCUUUGAAGCUGAUGGAUCAGCGCAAAUCCAUCUUCCAAUUCCCAGAGAUGAUGCCAGGGGAUGUUCCACCUGGAGGAUACAGAGUCGCUACCUUGAAACAACUUGUAGCAGCUCAGCUCCCAGACUCCAUCCCAGACCCUGAGCUAAUAGAGUUGGUCCACUGUGGGCGGAAACUUAAAGAUGAUCUUACACUGGAUGCCUGUGGGAUUCAACCAGGAUCCACUUUACACAUCCUCAAACGGACUUGGCCAGAGCCCGAGAGCAGUCCAGAGCCUGUGAAUAGAGCAACUGCAGCCAGGGAGUUCAGGGUGUUUCAUGCUGCUCUUCACUCUCUCAACUCUGCCUACAGAGACUCAGUAUAUAAAAUGCUUACAAAUAAAGAGUCCCUGGAUCAGAUCAUUGUGGCUACACCAGGGCUCAGGUCAGACCCAGUUGCCCUAGGCGUCCUCCAAGACAAAGAUCUCUUCGUGCAGUUCACAGAUCCUAACAUGCUGGAUGUAUUAAUCAGUUCACACCCAGCCCUUGUCAACGCCAUCAUCCUGGUCCUGCACUCUGUGGCGGGCAGUAUGCCCGCUCAGUCCAGUGCCAGCUCCUCUCGCAACGUCUCUGCCAGUUCCUACAGUGAUAUGCCUGGAGGCUUCAUGUUUGAGGGCAUGUCUGACGAUGAGGAAGAUUUCCAGUCCGGGAGCCCAGCAGGACCCUCCAACAGAGCAGGGGCCUCAGCAGGAAUACGACCAGUGUCUCUGAGCCACAGUGGAGCGACGGGCCCUCGACCAAUAACACAGAGCGAGCUGGCAACAGCUUUGGCCCUCGCUAGCACUCCUGACAGCAGUGCGGUCACUCCCACAACAGCAAGCCAGGCGGACCCCUCCAGUGGUGUAGCCCCCAUGCCGGCAGGGACCCCAGUCAGCAACGAUCUCUUCAGCCAGGCUCUACAGCAAGCUCUGCAAGCCACCAACAUGUCUGCUCUACAGGGCCGCUGGCAGUCCCAGAUGCAGCAGCUCAGGGACAUGGGGAUCCAGGAUGAGGAGCUGAUGCUGAGGGCGCUACAGGCCACAGAUGGUGACAUCCAGUCUGCCCUCGAGCUCAUAUUUGCUGGAGGCCCAGGACUCUGAGCCCGUAACCCACGGGCAGAGGCUUUUACAGAAAUGAAAGCGGCAGAAAGCUCAUAAGGCUGCUGCCUAGAAAUAAGAAAUUAUGGCUGUAGACAUGCAGUAUGUACAUUUUUUUUUUUAAUAUUACCCUACUUACCUUUAAAUAUACAUACAUCACUGUUUCAACUGAACUCCACAAAGGUCAUGACAGCUUUUUCUUAUUGAUGUGACUAGACUUGUAAUAAAUUUAAUCAUGCUUACCUCAUCAACUCAUCAGUCGGUUUUCCUGUUAUUUAACUGGUGGCACUGACUGUGAAUGGAUUACACUGGUCUAGGCAUACAAAAUUGUCCUCUGCGUUUACAUCGUCUUGCAGCAGCCUAUGUAAUUCCGCUAUUUCUACACUAGAUGGCAAUGCAGUCGUUUAUAUCUAUCCAGGCAAGCCUGACUAUGACAGGUCAUCCUAGCACACAUACUGCUUGUUUUAGUUGUCUAUUC